UCUUCAAUUUGGAGGCCUGGUAUACGAGCCGGUUUCAGUUUUGGUCUCUUAUCGGUGUACCUGGAAAUAGAAUAUCAAAUCAUUUACAGCAAAGCCGCUUCCAUUUUGGGAGUGGUUGUGAGCAAAGGCUGCGUUGUGUUUGCUUUGUUUUCAUUUUCCGUCCAUGCCUUACUUGCGUUCAGACGGGAUCCCCCAAAACAGCUCAGGAAUUUUGCUGCUCCAGAUUUCUGGGACGAACAAAGCCGCAGCUUUGUUCAAAAAAAGAAAAAAAAGAAAAAAGAUAUCACUAGCAAAACAUCCAGGAUGGAGGAGGUGGAUCCAAAGCCUGGGGAUUUGAUUGAGAUCUCCCGGAAGGUUUACCAACACUGGGCAGUCUACGUGGGUUCGGGCUUCGUUGUCCAUCUGACUCCGUCAAAUGACGGCUCCAGCUCAGCGCAGAAGGCAGUGGUGAAGAAGGAACUGCUAUCCAUGGUGGCAGGGACUGAUCGCUACUGCGUGAACAACAAGCAUGACUCCAAAUAUCAUGUCCGGAGCCCCGAUGAGAUUGUCUACAAGGCAGAGAUGCUGGUGGGCCAAACAAUGGAAUAUAAACUCCUCAGCCAAAAUUGUGAGCAUUUUGCUAAUAACCUGCGCUAUGGCGUGGCCCGGUGUGAUCAAGUCCCGAAUCUGGCCAAGUUACGAAAGGAAACAAUUUUCUCUUCCCUGAGUGGCUCCUCCAAUGUGGAUCCAAAGCCUGGGGAUUUGAUUGAGAUCUCCCGGAUGUGUCACCGACACUGGGCAGUCUACGUCGGCUCAGACUACGUCAUCCAUCUGACUCGGUCAAAUGGCGGCUCCAGCUGCGGUUUCAGCUGCAGCUGCAGCUCCAGCUCCAGCUCCAUGAAUAUCUUUGCCCGGAGAGCAGUGGUGAAGAAGGAACUGCUAUUCCUGGUGGCAGGGACCAAUCGCUACUGCGUGAACAACAAGCAUGACUCCAAAUAUCAUGCCUGGAGCCCCGAUGAGAUUGUCUACAAGGCAGAGAUGCUGGUGGGCCAAACAAUGGAAUAUAAUCCCUUCAGCAAAAAUUCUGAGCAUUUUGCCACUUGCCUGCGCUAUGGCGUGGUCCGGAGUGAUCAAGCUACCGCUGAAGCCAACAAUCUGGUGGCUGUCGCUUCAGCCAAAGAUCUGUAUUACAGAAGAAUGGAAAAGAUCUGUGGUGGAGACAAACCUUAUGUGGCCCCCGAGUUGCUGGAAGUAAAGCACCAGAAGCAGAGUGUGCGGGCUUUGGAGCACUUCCGUCGCAUCAAAAAGAUGGGAGGCCGAGAGUUCAGCCAACGUUACGAGGACGAGUUGAUGCAGGAGCUGAGCGACCUCUUUGAAGACUUGGCCAAGCAUAACCAGAGAAAGAAAAUUUUCAACACUUUCCGGACACUCGCCAUCCACUUCGCCAUGAUCGUGGUUCUCUAUGUGACCUCAGGGAUCACCAAGUACAUUGGACUGAGCGUGGUUGCCCAGUUGUGCAACUUAAUCGUGGGUCUGUUGAUUCUUUCCCUGCUAGCCUGGGGCUACAUCCAAUACUCGGGCAAAUCCCACGAACUGGGCAUUGUGAUUGACAACAUAGCGGCGUUCGUGCUGCAGAAGAUAUGGGCUAUGGGGUCUCUUGUCCACGUGGCUCCCUCCAGAGACCAGCCCCUGGCCCCACCUCGACACAGGACGUCUCAGUGAGCAAGGGGACAUAAUGAGGUGCGACUCCCAAAAUGUCAUCCCAGACGCUGGAAUCACCGGAAUCUGGCUUUCCGAUCCAGGAAUCACUUUCGCAGAGCUUCUUCAUAGACAGCCAAUUUGAGCUUCUGAGUUGGGGGGGGGCGGUAUUGUAGAGUAGAUGGUCACUAAGAUGGCCUCACUUGUCCAUCUCAUACUUUUAGCAAAAAAAUUGCUUCUGCUGAGAGGACAGGAGACUGUGGAAACCACCCUUGAUGCUUCAGCGCAGAUCGGCAUAACAACUGUAUUUUUAGCUGUUUCAUUCUCUCUUUGCUACAUACGUGUACUUUCAGUCAUGCCUAGGUGGGUCAGCCGAAGUGCAUAUCUCGCACCUGCAACAGCAAGCCCUCCCAUCACACGAUACAAACUUUCCCUAAAUACAAAUGCUUGUAUGAAUACAAGGGGGAGUACCACACUGUGUAAAAUGGGUGGAAACAAAUGCUUGUGUUGUGACUCCAGCCCCCGAACCUGGCCCCAUGCCCGAAAGUGACUCUUGAGAGUGAGGGGGAAGGGCCGGUAAGGCUUACCUCGGGAGCACCGAUUCCUUUGGAUCGGCUCCAGGAGCCAGAACCAGACCAGUCGGAGGACGUAAUGAGGCCGUCAUCCCCUGAUUCCUCCCUUCCUCAGGCUACGCCUUCAGACCCAGCUGAUAAUAAUAAUCAAGCUUGGCUUGACCCACGUUCAGAAGAUUAGAGAGGCGGCAUCAUCAAAAGGAAGGGUGGGGCAGGAGCUUCACCCCACAGGAUAUAUAAGGAGCUUUGGGAGUGCUCUCACUCCACAGGAAGCAAACGUUUAGUUGAACUGUUUCACAAAGAGCUGAAAGUCUUGCUACGUGAGUCAUUUGUUUGAACUUUGUCAGGCAGCUGCGAUUUCUCUGCCAGGACUGAUAAGGCCAGCUCAUGAGUCUGAAAUGGGGAAGGAGACAGAACAUCUUGCUUGAAAUGGCACGCUUGCUUGAAAUGAAUGCUUGAACACGCUGAAGAUGCUGGAACGAACUCUUGCUCAAUAAAGGUUGUGUGAACACGGACUUGCUCGCACGCUGA
Messenger RNA from Ahaetulla prasina, 2780 nucleotides. RefSeq lists its product as uncharacterized. The transcript has 9 exons. The record is from RefSeq and is a predicted model, not a curated record. NCBI's taxonomy places the organism in Eukaryota, Metazoa, Chordata, Lepidosauria, Squamata, Colubridae. Bases 304 to 1701 code for a protein of 465 amino acids. Gene Ontology annotation, biological process: N-acylphosphatidylethanolamine metabolic process. Gene Ontology annotation, molecular function: GTPase activity; glycerophospholipid phospholipase A1 activity; A2-type glycerophospholipase activity. Gene Ontology annotation, cellular component: cytoplasm.